Messenger RNA from Thermothielavioides terrestris NRRL 8126, 3345 nucleotides. RefSeq lists its product as uncharacterized. Lineage: Eukaryota; Fungi; Ascomycota; Sordariomycetes; Sordariales; Chaetomiaceae. The coding region runs from base 1 to 3345 and encodes 1114 amino acids. The transcript is spliced from 5 exons. The record is from RefSeq and is a predicted model, not a curated record.
AUGCCCAUCCCGGACCAGGACCAGCCCCCAAGGGCGCCCCCUUCCGCCACGGAAGGGCCCCCACCACCGUCACCACCAUCACCAACCAGCACCGCCGCCGGCGGCGGCAGCGGCAGCGCCCAGGACUCCUUCCCCACGCUCUUCGGCAUCGUCCUCGGCGCCGCCGCGCUCCUCGGCCUGGCCCUCGCCCUGCUCAUCAUCUGCGUCGCGCGCCGCCGCGCCCGCCAGGCCCGCCAGCGCCGUCGGCGCCAGGGCGGCCUGCUGCGCCCGCACGACGACGACGCGGCCGAGGAGGAUGCGGACGCCGACGUCGUCAUUACUACCACUUCCGGUAGUAGUAGUAGUAGUAGUGGUGGUGGUAGCGUUCAUGUUAGAGAUGCUGGUGGUGGUAGUGGCGCCUCUCGGGUGUGGGGGGAGGGCGAGGACAAGGAGGUGCGCGGUGGGCUGAGGAGCAAGUUGCGGAAGGCGUGGUCUAUUGGUGGUGGUGGCCGUGGUGGUAGUGGGGGGUGGCCGACCAAGUUGGAGCAUCGCAGUAUGCCGCUCAUUCCUAUGGUGUGCACCAAGGGGCAUUUUCACUUUGGGUUCAGCAGGAGCGAGUCGUGCAGGUGGCCAGAUGCUGCGAUGGAGGUGGUGAGGGUGUCUCGGAGGAACCCAUCGUGGAUCGAUGAGGACGCGCUGCAUGGGCCGAAGCUUGCUGGGCAGAGGAGUGAUGCUGCUGUGGCAGGCAGCAAGAAGAAGAGCCGUAGGUCGUGGCCGCUGCGGCACAAGACGCCUACCCUGCCCAGGGUGCAUCACACCAUUCAUGGAUAUCCGCAUUCAGCUCGGGGGCGACUGAACGGCUCUUCGGAUGCUUUGUUGAGCGGCGAGCAGAUGAUGGCAGCGGCUGGCGGGUUGGAAAAUGCUCAGCUGAGAACUUGUUCGAGGGCCUUGCCUGCGCCACCGACGCCGGCUCUUGUUGCCAGCCGAGACAGACGCGUCCUCAAGCCCUCGGUGAGCAUGGGCUAUGUAUAUGGGGCAUCGAGGAUCCCCAAACUGGUCACAAGCCCUCCCGUUAGUCCGGUCCGGUCGUUGCCCACAACACCAUUGAAACACAGGGCGAGACAGCAGUCGACAGACUCGGCCCUGUCUGAGAUCCUUCGAUCGACUGAGAAGCGGCUGCGCGAGGGGAGCAUCUCGGGGACCUCCCAGAGCAACACCGACACUGCUUCGCCCACCAGGGCGCCCCAUCCCCGGGAGUACGCGGCUCCGUUGUCCCGGGCGAGAACCCCGAGCCCAAAGAAGCAUGUCCCAAGCCAGCACAACACGCCCGGACACCAGCCGCAGGACUCUCAGAACUCCAUAUCGUCGGAGGCCGACAGCCUGGUGGGCGGGGAUUGUUCGGCCCCCGACGCCCCCUCGGGCCUCACCAGUUCGAGCCGGAGCCAGAAGAAGCAGGAAGCCGAGGCGCCGCAGACACGCUCCGUUCGCACCUCUCUUUCGUCGGAUCUGUCCACGCUCUACAGCGAGGAUGAGAUGCCCGACGAGGUCAAGAAGGCCAUCAUGCCACUCGAGGGACUCGUCGUGCAGCCGCAACAGGCCGCCAGAGUCGGCCCGCCGUCCAUGAACGACCCGUUUGUCACGGCACCGCUGCUGCCGUGGGUUUCCCGAUCACAGUCGAUUGGCCAUGGUUGUCAGGCCAAGCACAGCAAGUCACAAGACCUCUUCCGCGCAACUCUACACCGGUCCCAAUGUUUGCGGAGCAUGACGGCGGGGCAGAACCUCGCGCAGCCACAAGGACUGAUCCUGGCCCCGGGGCCCGUCAUGCACGGGGCAAUCCAAACCUCUUUGCCUGCGAUUCCUCCCUCCCGCCAGGCUUCAGUGACGAUCCCUCGGUGCAUCCAGCCGUACAUUGCGUCGAGAGCUUCGGAGCCGCCGCCGUCGCCCACCAAAGUGUCGCCGACAGGCCAGAGCCCGAGCGGGCCGCUCUUCCUGCGGGUGACCAAGACAAGCACGCUGAGCACAAUCCCCUCGCUGCCGCCGCCAGCAGUCCCCAGCUUCAGUGUCCCGAGGGAGAGGGAGCAGAGGAUCACGCCGCACUCGCCGAUCAGGACAUCGCAGACAGCCGGCGGCGAGGCCCUGGUACGCCGGUCUCCAGCCUUGAGGCUGCCCUCCACAGAACGGUCCAGCGCGCCCCCGUCACCAACCCGGCCUGCAGGCGACGAAGUCCGCCUCUCGCUUGUCCCGCCCCCCGAGCAGCUACAAGACCUGCAUCGCGAAAACCGCACCAGCGCCUCCUCGUCCGUCUAUUCGCAGGCGACCAGCCCACUCAUCGCAGCGGCCGCGGGCGCCAUCGAACUCAACCGCGCCCACUUCCGUGCCAACGCGUCCCUCUACCCGGCGCCCCUCUCGCCCCACGGCCGCGGCCCAUCACCACCAUCCAAGCUGUCGUCUUCCCAAGUUCCCGGCAACGACAACGACGACAACCACAGCGCAGACGCCAGCGCCGCAGAGGAGGGCCAGAAUGCUGAGCAUGAGGGGCACGACGACAACGACGGCGGCGGCGGCGGCGAAGACGACGAAGACGAAGACACCCCCUUGGCGAUCGGCUACACCAUCGCCUCGCUGCGGCGCAUGAACAGCGGCAUCAGCACAGCGUCCAGCCUGCGGAGCAUCACCGAUCGGGACCCGAGCCCGAGCCCCAGCCCGAGCCCGAGCCCGAGCCCCGACCGGCCGGUGGUGCCGGCCCUCGCGCCCGGGGCCGCGGCGGCGGGUUCAUCGCCUGCGGGGGUGGGAGGCGGUGACGGAACCGGUUCUGCCGGCGCCGGCGGUGAUGGGCAGGCGCAUCGGAAGAGUAUUGGCGCGAGGAAUUACUUCACCAUGGGGGCGGGCGGACAGAGGCAGUCGCGGAGGGUCAGUCGGGCGGUCAGCGGGGCGGGAUUCGCACGCAGGGCGAGUACGGUGUUGCGGAUGUCACUUCCGGAGUUGGGCACUGAAGCAGGCGAAGGUGGGAAGGAGAAUAACGCUGGCGGAGCGACGGCAGAUGGCGGGUUCAAAGUGGCCGCUGGGGAGUUCACCUUCGAAGUGAGCAACCCCAGCGUUGCCGAGAAGGGGGGGCUGGGGCUGAGGGAGGGCAGCGCGGCGAAUGUGAAAGCGGCGUUGCAGCAGCACCAGCAGCACCCGCAACAAUCACAAGGACAGAUGCUGUCCCUUGCAUGGAAGCCGGUGCCCAGCGAGUUGCGCGGCUCGCAGAGUCCGGCCAGGGCGAGUAUGAGGAGCGUGGACAGCCUUGGCCUGUACGAUCGGCAGGGCUUCUUGAUCUCGGCGUCGCCCGCGCGGGGAGUGAGUCCGUCGGGACUAAGGGUGUGA